AUGCUCAAAGAAUCUGUUCCCUCAUUAUGGAAAACACCAUUAAUAAGAGAGAACGAAGAAGAGGAAGAUUUAGGGAAAAGGGUUUGGAUCGAAUCAAAACUGUUAUGGCACAUCGUUAGUCCAGCCAUCUUCAGUCGUGUCGCCUCCUACUCCAUGAAUGUCAUCUCCCAAGCUUUCGCUGGCCAUCUUGGUGAUCUCGAGCUCGCUUCCCUCUCCAUCGCCAAUAAUGUCAUUGUUGGCUUCAAUUACGGUCUCUUGUUAGGAAUGGCUAGUGCAUUGGAGACACUAUGUGGUCAGGCAUUUGGAGCCAAGAAAUUCCAUAUGUUGGGAAUCCAUAUGCAGAGAUCAUGGAUGGUUCUGUUUCUCUACUCUGUUCUGCUUCUACCCAUGUACGUAUUUGCUACUCUUGUUCUGAAAUGGAUGGGGCAACCGGAGGAUGUGGCGGAGCAGUCGGGUAUGGUGGCGCUCUGGCUCAAAUUUAAUUUUAUUUUUUGUACUUGA
This is a messenger RNA of Telopea speciosissima, 501 nucleotides long. Its product is annotated as protein DETOXIFICATION 27-like. The record is from RefSeq and is a predicted model, not a curated record. Bases 1 to 501 code for a protein of 166 amino acids. Gene Ontology annotation, molecular function: xenobiotic transmembrane transporter activity; antiporter activity. Gene Ontology annotation, biological process: transmembrane transport. Lineage: Eukaryota; Viridiplantae; Streptophyta; Magnoliopsida; Proteales; Proteaceae. The transcript is spliced from 2 exons. Gene Ontology annotation, cellular component: membrane.